Puntigrus tetrazona (Sumatra barb) is the source of this 502-nucleotide messenger RNA. Its product is annotated as mitochondrial dimethyladenosine transferase 1-like. Gene Ontology annotation, cellular component: mitochondrial matrix. Lineage: Eukaryota; Metazoa; Chordata; Actinopteri; Cypriniformes; Cyprinidae. The transcript is spliced from 4 exons. Bases 77 to 487 code for a protein of 136 amino acids. Gene Ontology annotation, biological process: transcription initiation at mitochondrial promoter; rRNA methylation. Gene Ontology annotation, molecular function: rRNA (adenine-N6,N6-)-dimethyltransferase activity; mitochondrial transcription factor activity. The record is from RefSeq and is a predicted model, not a curated record.
AAAUAAUCACAGCGUCGGUGUAACCGCCUCCGCCGUAGGAAGGCAUCUGCGCUGUUGUGAUUUUAGCUGAAGGGAGAUGGCAGCCACGCAGAAACUGGCCUGUUUUCGGUUACCUCCUCUGCCUACCUUAAGGGAGAUCAUCAAACUGUUUAAUCUGAAAGCAGAGAAACAGCUUUCUCAGAACUUCCUCCUAGACAUGAGACUCACAGAUAAGAUUGUCCGGCAGGCGGGAAACCUGAAGAAUGCGCACGUGUGUGAGGUGGGACCCGGACCUGGGGGCCUCACCAGGUCUAUUCUGAAAGCUGGAGCAGCAGACUUAUUAGUGGUGGAGAAGGACACGCGCUUUAUUCCAGGAUUACAGCUCUUGUCUGAGGCUGCUCCUGGAAGAAUGAGGAUAGCACAUGGAGAUAUUCUCACAUACGGACUGGAAAGUGGGUUCCCAGCCCACCUAUCAAAGACAUGGGAAGAUGGUAAACAUUAUAAGUGAUCUCAAACACAGUUC